Neocloeon triangulifer is the source of this 1672-nucleotide messenger RNA. RefSeq names its product large ribosomal subunit protein uL4m (gene mRpL4). NCBI's taxonomy places the organism in Eukaryota, Metazoa, Arthropoda, Insecta, Ephemeroptera, Baetidae. The record is from RefSeq and is a predicted model, not a curated record. Gene Ontology annotation, biological process: translation. Gene Ontology annotation, cellular component: ribosome. Bases 117 to 1019 code for a protein of 300 amino acids. The transcript has 6 exons. Gene Ontology annotation, molecular function: structural constituent of ribosome.
UAAUGUAGGUUAAAUUAAAAAUAAAGAACCCAAAUUCCAGCAGACGCUGAUUUUCAUUCAUAUUUAAUAAUUAAAAACAACAUCGUUUUUAGCGCAGAAUAGUUCCUGAGUGAAGAAUGUUUCAACGAAUUUCACUUGGCCUGUUUGUAAACAGCAGAAAAACUCAAAAUAUUCUUCCAAAGAUAAAUGUAACUUCACUGGCGGGAAGCAUUGAACAAAACCCCUUGGAGUCUGAAAUUUCACCACCCAUAACUACAAAAUCAAAUAUUUAUGCUGCUGGGCCAAGAAAAUUAAGUUUCAUGUCCACAUUUGAGAAACCAAAGCAAGUCUGGCUCGAAAAUCUCAGUACGGUUGACGAAGAAAAACUUUCAAUCUUAGAUGUCCACCCUCAAGUUUUUGGUGUCCUUCCUCGACUUGACAUAAUUUCCAGGAAUAUACGCUGGCAGACACUGUACGGAAGAGUGGAUUUGAAUCAAGCGCCUUCUAGAGCUGAACUACCAGGCGGUGGUCGUAAGCCAUGGCCUCAAAAAGGUCUUGGCCGAGCAAGGCAUGGCAGCAUCAGGUCACCAUUGUUUAAGGGUGGAGGCAAAGCUCAUGGCCCUCGUGCUCCAAAAUCGCAUUUGUUCAUGCUUUCUUUUGACGCUCGAUUGAUGGGGUUGACAACCACCCUCUCGGUAAAACUAGCCCAGGAUGAUUUGCACAUUGUCGAAUCAUUAGAUAUUCCGACCGACGAGAAAGAAUACAUGGAACAGCUGGUUGAAUCCAGGAAUUGGGGACCAUCUGUGCUCUUUGUUGAUGAGGAAGACAAGAUGCCAAGAAACAUCACCAAAGCUACGGAUUCCAUCAAACACAUAAACCUUAUGCCUGUUUAUGGUCUGAAUGUCUACAGUAUGCUCAAACACGAAACCCUUGUGUUGACGUUGGCCGCAUUAGAGAGAAUUGAACACCAACUUCUCAUGAACAUACACAGAAAUAAGAGUGCUAAAACUGAAGGAAGGUACCUCCCGUCUAGGCAAUAAUAGAAACCUUUCAUUUUUAGUUACAUAUUAUUAAGGAGAUUCACUUCUCUGUAGUCUUAAUACAAUCAUUUAUAAAUAUUUCCCACAUAAAAACAACUCUUUAAUAUUCAUCUAGCCUAAGGGCGUAGUUUUUUCACAGAUAAAUAGGCCUUCAUUGAACUGCAGAUGACUCGGUUUCAGAAGCAGAGCUGAAAAUUUUUUUUUAAUUAAUUAAUACAAGCUCAUAAUAUAUAUAGUAGUGAUUUCAAGUUGCAAGCAAAGUUCAAAUUAAAUUAUAUAUUUAUACCCUGUCCCCUGCAGACUUCCUUGAUAUUUGUUGAUUUUGCCAUAUAGCAGGAUUAUUUUCCUUAGGGAUGUUGAAUUGCUUCCAAAACUUUUCAUAAUAGUGGUAGAGAGCUACAGGAUCAUGCCUUGGUGGCUCUUUCAACUUUUUGCAAUCUGAAAAAGUAAUUAUCUAGAAAUGAUUAAAUGAAUCUUAAUAUUAUUCUUUGCCUGCAAUAAUACCUUUUGGAAUUCUUCUCUUUGGCAUUUCCGACAACUUCUCAUCCCUCGAUGAUCCUUUAGAAAGACUUGUCGAUGAGGAUGCACUGUUGAAGCUGCCAGUCCUGUUGGCAAAUAUUAUUAUCAUUGAUAAAAAUUAUAUUGUUUUUAGC